GAGUUAUUUCCCUUGUAUAUCCUGUUUCCGGUCAUGGGAGGGCUUCAGGUUGCAUCUGUCUGAAAAUCAUCAGCAACAUUAAGAGAUAUAUAAUCCUAACUUAAAGAUGGCAUCCAAUUUUAGCGGAGCCCUACAGCUAACGGAUCUGAAUGACUUUAUCACACCUUCCCAGGAAUGUGUCAAACCCGUGAAGAUAGACAGACGUCCAGGCAAAGUUGGUAAAAUCAAGAUAGAAGAUGAUGGAAGUUAUAUAGAAGUAAUGGAGAGUGGUACGGAGAGGAAGCUGGAGAAGGCCAAGAUCACACUGAAUGACUGUCUGGCCUGUAGUGGAUGUAUCACAUCUGCAGAGAGUGUCCUUAUCACACAGCAGAGCCAGGAGGAGUUGUACAAGGUCCUCAAGGAAAACCUACGCUUACAGGAGACUGGUGAUGAGAAUGGACAGAAGGUGGUCGUGGUAUCGGUUUCUCCACAGUCCAGGGCAUCCUUAUCAGCCAAGUACAACCUGUCUGUCUUAGAUGCUGCACACAAACUCACAUGGUUCUUAAAAAAAUUAGGUGUCCACUAUGUGUUUGAUACCACAUUUUCCCGCAACUUCAGUCUGUUGGAGAGCUGUAGAGAGUUUGUCCAGCGGUAUAAAGAUUCAGAGACAGAUAAAACAGCCUUACCCAUGUUGGCAUCAGCUUGUCCAGGUUGGAUAUGUUACGCUGAAAAGACACAUGGGACCUACAUUCUGCCCUACAUCAGUACAACAAAGUCCCCCCAGCAAGUCAUGGGGUCACUGGUCAAGGACUACCUUGCUGGUCAGUUGGGUGUCAAGCCCAAUGCUAUCUUCCAUGUUACAAUCAUGCCAUGUUAUGACAAGAAGCUGGAGGCGUCCCGAUCUGAUUUCUACGACGACCUGUACAGCACCAGAGAUGUGGAUUGUGUCAUCACAACAGGUGAAGUAGAUCAAAUGCUUAUCAAAGAAGGCUUAAACCUGGCUGAGGUGGAAAGUCUUGAUCUGGAUAUGAUUGUACCUGGAAUGUCCCCACAUGACUUGAUCAAUCAUGAUGGAGGAGGAUCAGGUGGAUACCUGGAGCAUGUCAUGAAGUACAGUGUUGCACAGAUCUUUGGACAGGAAUGUGGUCAGCUGAAGUACAAAACUCUCAGGAAUCAGGACUUACAGGAAGUAACCAUUGAAGUAGAGGGGCGUCCACCUCUGAAGAUGGCAAUAGCAUAUGGAUUCAGAAACAUUCAGAACAUCGUACAGAAAGUGAAGCGAGGCAAGUGUCCGUACCAUUUUGUCGAGAUCAUGGCCUGUCCAACAGGAUGUAACAACGGCGGGGGACAAAUCAAGCCUGAUUCUGGGGAGGAGACAAUGAAGGACAGACUUCAGCAUGUGACAGAACUGUAUAACUCUCUGUCGACACUGACACCGGACUGUGUACCAGGCAUUGAACAGUUGUAUACAAACUGGUUAGGAGGGGCAGACUCUGACAAGGCCAAACAGAUGCUCCAUACAGCAUAUCAUGGUGUAGAGAAAAUAUCAAGUGCCCUUACUAUCACCUGGUGAUGACACUCUAGCCUAGGUUGUGAAUUUAUGACAUAGCACGAGACAACAUUUGGCAAUGUUUAAAUAUUAUCGAUAUUCUUAUAUCUACAGAUGAGCUGUGAUAAUUUAGUCAACUUAAGUCUCAGAACUACACAUAGUAGAUAAUUCAGCCAUUUUGUUCUCCGUUGAUAAUUCGGUCACUUUCAUUCCCAGCGUAAAUGGCUGGAUUGUGAUAUAGCUGAAUCAGGAAAAAACUGGGAAACUAGGACAAUUCUGUAUUGGAAAAAGACAGUUUGUUUCCUACCAUACCUAUUUAAUACUGUGGAUAACCAGAUUAGUUGCUGGAUUGAUGUGGCUGGACUGUAUUCCUUCAUAUUUUCAGGGUUCAAUAUAAGAUCUUUCAUAUCAACAAAAUUUAAAAUGGAAUAUUUUACAAUUGUUCAUGGUGUUAUAGUAGUAAAAGAAUAUUUUACAAUUGUUCAUGGUGUAAUAGGAGUAAAAUUAAGUGUUAUUGCUACCACAUUAUGGUCAUGAACAAGUACUAUUUAUUUAUACAAGGAAACUAUAGGCAGGGCUUUUUUGUUUAUUCUUAUGAAUGAACAGUUUUGUCUUCAAAAUGUUAACACUUUCAGUGCAUGUUAUUUCCUGGUGCACCUGUGAAUGACAGUGGGAGGCCUUCAAAAUUCUUUAAAUAGGCUUCCCAAAAACAACAUCUUACCACUAGGUCUUUCCUUAUACAUGUAUCAGAAUGAAUAACUCUGGUCCAACUGUUAUUAAAAGCAAGUGGCACUAUAGUAAAAUCAAUGUAUAUUGAUGGCCAUAUAGCAGACAGUGUUAGAAUUUGACUGUAAUUAUAUAUGAGCACACUCGGAUUAAUGUGCAUAUAACAUGCAAGCAUGUCAUCAUAGUAUGGUGUUAAUUCUAUUAUAAAAGAUAUU
Mizuhopecten yessoensis (Yesso scallop) is the source of this 2469-nucleotide messenger RNA. RefSeq names its product cytosolic Fe-S cluster assembly factor narfl-like. Gene Ontology annotation, biological process: iron-sulfur cluster assembly. Gene Ontology annotation, molecular function: 4 iron, 4 sulfur cluster binding. Gene Ontology annotation, cellular component: cytosolic [4Fe-4S] assembly targeting complex. Bases 107 to 1552 code for a protein of 481 amino acids. Lineage: Eukaryota; Metazoa; Mollusca; Bivalvia; Pectinida; Pectinidae. The record is from RefSeq and is a predicted model, not a curated record. The transcript has 10 exons.